Molecule: messenger RNA, 936 nt
Organism: Mobula hypostoma (lesser devil ray)
Lineage: Eukaryota; Metazoa; Chordata; Chondrichthyes; Myliobatiformes; Myliobatidae
Product: brain and acute leukemia cytoplasmic protein-like
Exons: 3
Coding region: 158-640 (160 amino acids)
Cellular component (GO): cytoplasm
Source: RefSeq, a predicted model, not a curated record
GGUGAUCACCUUCCGAUUUUCGGAAAAUGAUUUAGCCGUCCCGUAAUCAGCCGCACCGUAGUCCCGAGAACAAGAAGAGAGCGUCCGCUUUGCUGGUGAUCUGCAGGUUGGACGGACCAGCGAGGUUUGAGAGGGGGCAGAAGGAAAACACAAAGGGAUGGGUUGUGGCGGAAGCCGGGCUGACACUAUCGAGCCCAGGUACUAUGAAAGCUGGACCAGGGAGACAGAAUCAACGUGGCUCACCAACACCGACACGGAUGUACCUUUGCCAGUAGUGCCCAACGUGUGCAACAACGCGAACGAACCCAAUGCAUCGGACAGGGGGUCCAUGCAUGUGUGCACCAACACUUCGGAAGGAAGCACUCAAACUCAUACCCACGUAACCGUGUCUUCUAAUGUACAGGAACAAGUAAGCACCAACAAAACGACAUCUACAGUUGGAACAAACACACGCAGUGGAAAACAACAGCUGGCGCAUGUCUCAGGAGCAACAGUACAGAAAAGGCAUAUAUUUAGAACAGAUGAGAAAAAAAAACAGGAGACCAAGAAAGUAUUAGCAAAAGAAGUUAACGUUCAUGUCACCAAAAGCAUCUGUUCAAUUGAGUCAGAAGAAAGAAAAUUAGAAAACUUUGUGAAGUAACAAUCAAUUUAACCAGGAUCUUACAGGAAAAAAUCAAUGCUGUUUGCACUUUACAGAAGUUCCUUUGCCAGACUUGAAGAAGACUUGAAGAAACAGAAUGCUUAAAAGCUGUCAAAGUUGUGCUGUGCCUUGAGAACCAAUAUCUGAAGAUUCAUCCAAUGACUAGAUCUUCAAAAAAAAAAGAGUUGUAAUCAAUAAGCCAAAAUAUAUGUAUGAUUUAACUGGAAUUCUGAAUACACUUAACAUCAAAGUAAUCUGAAAUAUGCAUGUAGGUUUUCUUAUAAAACUAUUGCAGA